Poeciliopsis prolifica (blackstripe livebearer) is the source of this 2606-nucleotide messenger RNA. It is a transcript of the gene cab39l, whose product is annotated as calcium binding protein 39-like. The coding region runs from base 222 to 1226 and encodes 334 amino acids. Gene Ontology annotation, molecular function: protein serine/threonine kinase activator activity. Lineage: Eukaryota; Metazoa; Chordata; Actinopteri; Cyprinodontiformes; Poeciliidae. The record is from RefSeq and is a predicted model, not a curated record. The transcript is spliced from 9 exons. Gene Ontology annotation, biological process: intracellular signal transduction.
UGGAGCGCGACCAGAUGGAAUUCUGCACUCCCCUCUUUACGGAUCCCUCACGUUUUCAAUUGUUUCAGCAGACGUUCAGCGGCCAACAAACAGCUCUGGUGUGAACACGGAGUCUUUACUUUCGGGCUCGGCUGCGCUGUGAACCGGGACUGGAGCGGUCAGGACGUUUAAAAGGCACCAAACAUCUUCUCGCUGUCUCGAGGCGUUAACCGGUGUCCGUCAUGCCGCUGUUUGGUAAAUCCCACAAGAGUCCCACAGACAUUAUCAAGACCCUAAAGGAAAACCUGGCCAUCCUGGUCAAACAUGACAAGAAGACAGACAAGGCAUCUGAGGAGGUUUCAAAAUGCUUGGUGUCGAUGAAGGAGAUUCUGUACGGGAGCAACGACAAGGAGCCGCACACCGAGACCGUGGCCCAGCUCGCACAGGAGCUCUACAACAACGGCUUGCUGAUUGCGCUGGUAGAAAACCUGCAGUACAUAGAAUUUGAGGGGAAGAAGGACGUUUGUCAGAUCUUUAACAACAUCCUGAGGAGGCAGAUCGGAGCGAGGAGCCCCACCGUUGAAUACUUGUGCUCCCACCAAGAGGUCCUCUUCAUUCUGCUGAAGGGAUACGAAACCCCCCAGAUAGCGCUGAACUGCGGCAUCAUGCUGAGGGAAUGUAUCCGCUAUGAGCCACUCGCCAGGAUAGUUCUCUAUUCCGAACAUUUCCACAGCUUCUUCAGCUAUGUGGAAAUGUCCACGUUUGACAUCGCUUCUGACGCCUUUGCGACCUUUAAGGAUCUCCUUACAAGACACAAAGCGGUUGUGGCUGAAUUCCUCGAAAAGAAUUACGAUGCUGUGUUUUCUAACUAUGAGAAGCUGCUGCACUCUGAGAACUACGUCACAAAGCGGCAGUCGCUUAAGCUCCUGGGCGAGCUCUUAUUGGACAGACACAACUUCACGGUGAUGACAUUCUACAUCAGCAAGCCUGAAAACCUCAAGCUAAUGAUGAAUCUGCUCAGAGACAAGAGUUCCAACAUUCAGUUCGAGGCCUUCCACGUGUUUAAGGUGUUUGUAGCGAAUCCCAACAAGACGCAGCCCAUCGCCGACAUCCUGCUGAAGAACCAGACCAAACUAAUUGACUUCUUAAGCAACUUCCAGAAGGACCGCACAGAUGACGAGCAGUUCAACGACGAGAAGACGUAUCUUAUCAAACAGAUCAGGGAUCUGAAAAAACCAGCCUCCUAGAAGAGCCCCCCGACCCCACCCAACUUUUUUUUUAUUAAUAGGAUGGCGUAGAAAAUAGAAAACAACAAAAAACACAUUAACAAUAAUGGUUGUACUAUUUAAAAAGAUUAUUUCUGUUUGUUGGUAAAAGUAGCUCAUAAUCAAUGAUCUAACUUUUGUAAAUUUAUUUUUUUUAUUUAGAAAAUCAUUUUUUUUUCUCACGUGUAGCAUGUAGCUCAAUGUGUUGGACGCAUCUGAUUUGCUUUGUCAAAUGAACCAGCAGGAGGAGACGGCUUGGGCCGAAAAUGCUUUCUCCUUCCACCGCUUUUUAAAGGUGAAAUUUGCAAUAGUGAAGUUGCUGCAAAUUGCCAAAAACUCGAAGGAUGUUUUUUUGUUUUUUGUUUUGUUUUUUUUCUGACAGAUUCUUGAGGGAAGAUGGAAGAUGUUAGUAGAGUAUGGAGUGAAAAUAGUCUCAAAAUACCUGUGCGUAUGUAAUCCGUAUAAGCAUCUUUGUGUGAAACUUUGGAGAUUCUGAAACAUGAUUUGUAAACCGUAAAAAGAAAAUGUGUGCAUAACUCUGGGUACUUAUAAAAGUACCCGGAUCGAAUGCAUACGCAAAUAUGAAGAAAUUAUGAAUAUAAAAUAAAAGUACACAUACAAUUACAAUUCCUAAAAUUUUAACUGCAACCUCACAAAUCUGAUAAAUAAUGAUGCUCACAGACAAAACUGGAUUAACGCACAGAUCCUGUUACCACUGCGCAAGGAUUCUUGAGACUCAUUUCACGCUUCAGACAGGCUCAAAAUUUGUGCGUCAGUGGUGCGUUUAAUUGCUGGCGGAAAGCUGGGUCAUGAGUUUUGCUCGUUUUCAUCCUCUGAACGUUUGUUCGCUGUGCUUGUGCCAAAGUGGCAAUGACGUCAUUACGUUGGAAAACGGAAUCUCAGUACUUCCUUAUCCACCUUAUUCCUAGCCUCCAGGAGGUUUUGCGUGAUUUAUGGGCGCUACUACUGCCGUAGACCGUUGUUUGCAUGUUAGCAUCUCGCUAACCGGCUUGCGGCUACAAAAUACGUACAAUCUCAGCUUAAAUAUGGCGAUUUUUUUUUCACCGCUACCUAUAGCUACUGCGGGUAUGAAUGGCGAUGUGAAGAAAUGGCCGUAAAGUAAAUUGUUUACAUUUCUGUCGCUAGUGACGACGGUCGCAUAGAAACGGCCAUCGCUCCCCGAGACGCGCAGAGGAAAUAAAAUUUAAUUGCAAAAGAAAAGAAAAGCCUCCCAGAAAUAAGGUGGAUAAUACUCCAGAAUUGUUUAUAGACAUAUUGUGCAUUUUUUGAGCGGUACAGAUGAGAUUACGUUGUUUAAGAUCUAUUGUUAAACUCUUUAUGUUGAAUAAAUAAAUAAAAAUA